AUGAUGGAGAUUAGGAAGAGCACCAUCAAGGACAUGCAGGAUGCAGGCACUCACUUCGGGGGUAAAGGCUUCGGUGAGGGCAUCGCGGGAGCCGCCAGUGAGUCCAGGCUCCCAGGUCUCAACAUCUGCACUGGUGGAAGUGCUACCUCCUGUGAAGAGUGUCUACUCAUCCACCCACAAUGUGCCUGGUGCUCCAAAGAGGACUUUGGCAGCCCGAGAUCCGUCACCUCUCGGUGUGACUUGAGGGAAAACCUCAUCAGCCACGGCUGUGCAGGCCAGCUGGAGAGCCCGGGCAGCAGCACCCGCGUCGUGCGGAGCCAGCCCCUCAGCUCCAGCUCCGCGGGCUCAGAUGUCAUCCAGAUGACGCCGCAGGAAGUCAUGCUGAGCCUCCGGCCCGGUGACCAGACUACCCUGCAGCUGCAGGUGCGACAGGUGGAGGAUUAUCCCGUGGACUUGUACUACCUGAUGGACCUCUCCCUGUCCAUGAAGGAUGACUUGGACAGCAUCCGGAACCUGGGUACCAAACUCGCUGAGGAGAUGAGGAAGCUCACUAGCAAUUUUCGGUUGGGGUUUGGCUCUUUCGUAGACAAGAGCAUCUCCCCAUUCUCCUACACAGCACCGAGGUACCAGACCAAUCCAUGCAUUGGUUACAAGUUAUUUCCAAACUGCGUCCCGUCCUUUGGUUUCCGCCAUCUGCUGCCUCUUACAGACAGAGUGGACAGCUUCAACGAGGAAGUGCGCAAACAGAGGGUGUCCCGGAACCGAGAUGCCCCCGAGGGGGGCUUUGACGCCAUACUCCAGGCUGCUGUCUGCAAGGAGAAGAUCGGUUGGCGAAAGGAUGCGCUGCACUUGCUGGUAUUCACGACGGAUGACGUGCCACACAUCGCCCUGGAUGGGAAACUGGGGGGCUUGGUGCAGCCCCACGAUGGCCAGUGCCACCUGAAUGAGGCCAAUGAGUACACGGCGUCUAACCAGAUGGUGAGGAUCGGGGCCUAGGUCCCCCCACCCCCACCCCACCCCGGUAUAGCACUAUUUCUCCUAGAGGGUAAGGAGGAGCAAAUGGAUUUAUCGUUUCUUUGUUUCUUUUCCUCCAAGAAUUUUACAGCCCUGAUACCUGGAACAACAGUGGAGAUUCUACAUGGAGACUCCAAAAAUAUCAUUCAACUGAUUAUCAAUGCGUAUAAUAAUAUUCGGUCGAAAGUGGAGCUGUCAGUCUGGGACCAGCCUGAGGAUCUCAACCUCUUCUUCACCGCUACCUGCCAAGACGGUGUGUCCUACCCGGGGCAGAGGAAGUGUGAGGGCCUGAAAAUCGGGGAUACGGCAACCUUUGAUGUGUCGGUGGAGGCCCGGAGCUGCCCAGGGAGAAGCGUGGAGCAGAGGUUCACGCUGCGGCCUGUGGGCUUCCGGGACAGCCUGGAGGUGGGACUCGCUUACCAGUGCACGUGCAGCUGCAGCGCCCGGCUGGAGCCAGACAGCGCCAGAUGCAAUGGCAAUGGGACUUACGUCUGCGGCCUGUGUGAGUGCAACCCCAGCCACCUGGGCACCCGCUGCGAGUGCCAGGAAGGGGAGAACCAGAGCGUGUACCAGAACCUGUGCCGGGAGGCCGAGGGGAAGCCCCUGUGCAGUGGGCGUGGCGAAUGCAGCUGUAACCAGUGCUCCUGCUUCGAGAGCGAGUUCGGCAAGAUCUACGGGCCUUUCUGCGAGUGUGACAACUUCUCCUGUGCCAGGAACAAGGGCGUCCUCUGCUCAGGCCAUGGCGAGUGCCAUUGUGGAGAGUGCAAGUGCCAUGCGGGUUACAUCGGGGACAGCUGCAACUGCUCGACAGACAUCAGCACCUGCCAGGCCAAGGACGGCCAGACCUGCAGUGACCGCGGGCACUGUGUCUGUGGACAGUGCCAGUGCACGGAGCCAGGAGCCUUUGGGGAGACGUGUGAAAAGUGCCCAACCUGCCCUGAUGCCUGCAGCACCAAGAGAGACUGUGUCGAGUGCUUGCUGCAUCACUCGGGGCAACCAGCAGGUAACCAGACGUGUCACAACCAUUGCAAAGACGAGGUGAUCACGUGGGUGGACAGCAUUGUGAAAGAUGACCAGGAAGCUGUGCUUUGUUUCUACAAAACUGCACAGGACUGCCUCAUGAUGUUCACCUAUGGGGAGCUCCCCAAUGGGAAGACCAACCUGACGGUCCUCAGGGAGGCAGAGUGUGGGGCCGCCCCCAACGCCAUGACCAUCCUGCUGGCCGUGGUGGGCAGCAUCCUCCUGGUGGGCAUCGCGCUCCUGGCCAUCUGGAAGCUGCUUGUCACCAUCCACGACCGGAGAGAGUUUGCCAAGUUCCAGAGCGAGCGAUCCAGGGCCCGCUACGAGAUGGCUUCAAACCCUCUGUAUAGAAAGCCCAUCUCCACACACACCGUGGACUUCACCUUCAACAAGUUCAACAAGUCCUACAAUGGCACCGUGGAUUGAUGGCGGAUAGAAGUCUGCUCCUUGGAGCGAUGGAGGGGCGUGAACUGAAAGCCGGAGGCUAGGACCUCAGGCAGCUGCUCCCCUUGACCCCGGCCCCUCAAGAGGAGAGCGGGGAGAACCCUGCAGGGAGCUGGGCCAGAAAGAAGCCUGCCCAGGAGCACCACCCCUGCUGUCCCCCCGCCACACCAUCCAGGCACCCCUCAAGGACCUGGUGCUGGGCUUUUCUGCCUCACCCUACUGGGGUCCCAUGAACUGCUGAGUCGCCCCUGGGCAAGUGACUGCGUGGGCCCCCAGCCCCCAGCCUGUCUUUCCCAGGGGCCAUUUUAACAGAUGCCAUAAAGGGCUCCUGCGUGUAUGGUGCCCCUGCGCGGAUGAUUGCUGGUGGGCAUGGGGCCAUUGCUCCACCCCGCUGUCCUGCCCUCUCGGGGUGGGGAUGGGGGUGGUGUGCAAUCCGUGAGACUGUGGCAGGCACAUGGUUUGCAAGUGCCAGCUCCCCCCUCCGGGUCCCCGUCUUUUGUGUACUUUUGUAAUGAAAGGGGAAGCGGUUGUUUGGGAUCGAAAGUCAAGAUUAAAACCAAAUGUCCUUG
This is a messenger RNA of Echinops telfairi (small Madagascar hedgehog), 3047 nucleotides long. RefSeq names its product integrin subunit beta 5 (gene ITGB5). Gene Ontology annotation, biological process: cell-matrix adhesion; integrin-mediated signaling pathway; cell migration. Gene Ontology annotation, molecular function: integrin binding. The transcript is spliced from 16 exons. The record is from RefSeq and is a predicted model, not a curated record. Gene Ontology annotation, cellular component: integrin complex; focal adhesion; cell surface. NCBI's taxonomy places the organism in Eukaryota, Metazoa, Chordata, Mammalia, Afrosoricida, Tenrecidae.